UGAAUAUUUGUGUACGCUACGUCGAAUUUUAGGUAACGUUGUGAGAUCGAAAAUUAGUUGAAAUGUCCAUGAGAACAUGGUAUUAUUGCACAUUUCCGAUUACUACGAUUUAUUAUUAUCGAUGUUCAAAGCAGCCAAUACAAGCAGUGUCGUGAAAUUUUAAACAUUUGAACGCGGCAGCAUCUCUAUUUGGAAUUUUUUGUAUAAAUUAAACAAAUAACAAUGGAUUUAAAAAAACGAAGAAGUUCUCUACGAAAAUACAUUCCGAAAGAUGAUGAAAACGGAGCCUCAGCUGUGACACCACGCCUGAAGAGAAGAAUCAGUUUCAGUGGAAAACGUUUAGUCAGGGAGUUUCAUGUGGAAAAGGAACCUAAAACUUGGGACAAUUCGUACGAAGUAUCGGACCAUAUAAAUGUAGAGGAAAUGGAUGGAAAAGUACCAGAAUUUGAAAAUGCCGCCAACCCAAAUAUACAAAACCCACAAAAAUCGACAUUUUCAAGGCCAGAAGAAUUGUUUGGCGAAAAUUGCGACGAAUCAACGCAAAAUGUAAACGACAAUACACUAAAGUAUUUAAUCAAUAAGCCCUUGUCGAACAAUACUUUGUGCAUUGAAAACAGCGUUGAUAUUACUCUAUUUGAGAACGAAAGACAAUAUUUUACAAAACCGAAAAAGAAUGUGUCACAUUGCAAUUUAUCAAACUCAAAUCAAAGUAAUAUUAACAGCUUUUCUCUAUAUGAGAAUGAGUUUUUUGAAUUGCCAAAUUUGCGAUGCAAAGUGUAUGGUGAGCGUACAAUCGACUUCAUGGACGAUCUUAAAGAUUUACGUGUUGGAAAAGAAGCGAAUUCAACCGAAAAAAAAAAUUGA
Molecule: messenger RNA, 864 nt
Organism: Musca domestica (house fly)
Lineage: Eukaryota; Metazoa; Arthropoda; Insecta; Diptera; Muscidae
Exons: 3
Coding region: 223-864 (213 amino acids)
Source: RefSeq, a predicted model, not a curated record